Messenger RNA from Molossus molossus (Pallas's mastiff bat), 2770 nucleotides. RefSeq names its product PML-RARA regulated adaptor molecule 1 (gene PRAM1). Gene Ontology annotation, cellular component: plasma membrane. Gene Ontology annotation, molecular function: protein binding. NCBI's taxonomy places the organism in Eukaryota, Metazoa, Chordata, Mammalia, Chiroptera, Molossidae. The record is from RefSeq and is a predicted model, not a curated record. Gene Ontology annotation, biological process: protein localization to plasma membrane; T cell receptor signaling pathway; integrin-mediated signaling pathway.
GGGCCAUUCACAGCCCUCUGUGACAUCUGCCCUGCUACAGGGCAGUCCUGCUCAGAACUGGAAAGUGGACAACAGGGAAGUGUUAAAAUGAAGGCAGAUGAGGAGCAAAAGGGCCUCACCCAUCACACUCACUGCACUCCUGGGUCUCCUGCCCAGAGCAGACUAUGCCUCCUCUCCACUGAGAACUCCCCUUCCUGUGAAGGCCCUGGUUGAAAUUGGCCUUCCCCUGCCUCUAUUAGCAGGAGGUCCUCAGGGUCUGGCACCAAACCCUCUCUGGAGCCCAGAGGUUAGCAGGGCAUGUGGUAGGACUGAAGGGGUUGGUGGAUAGCAGAAAGCCAAGAAAUUAGUGACUGUGUUGUGAAUAUGCUGACCUCCAAUGCAUGAAGUGCAGAGACAGUAGCAGGCAGGUCAGGAACUCAAGAAAGUGCUGGAUAGGAUCUGGGGACAAGCCCAGGCUGUCCCCGCCUCCUUUCCUUCCUCCUCUGCCCUCUCCACCCAUGGGGCCUGUGGAGCAGAAGCCACAGUCACUUCCUGAAAGCAACAAACAGCCCAGCUCAGGUCCCACUCUCACCGUGAUCGAUCACCUGCCUGCUACCAUGGGGAGUCAUCAGGACUUCCGGAGCCUUCAAGCAAAGUUCCAGGCCUCUCAGCCUGAGACCAGUGAACUCCCCCCAAAAUCCCCGAAGCCUGAGUUCAAGAAACUCCUGAAGAAGUUUCCACAGCCUGAGCCCAGUGAGCACUCUAAGAAGUUUCCGCAGCUCGAGUUCAGUGCAGUGCCCAGAAAGCCGCUACAGCUUGAGUUUGCUGAUCUCCCAAGGAAGUCCCCACAGACCGAGUUCAGUGCAGUGUCCAGGAAGCCCCCGCAAACCGAGUUCACUGAUCUGCCCAAGAAGCCCUUUAAAUCUGAGUUCAGUGAACUCAAGAAGUUCCCACAGCUCGAGGCCACUGUGUUCUCCAGGAAGCCCUUGCAGCCUGAGGUCAGUGAGGCCACUCAGAAUGCCUUACAGCUGGAGCCCAGUGCACUUGCCCAGAAGCCCCAGCAGCCUGACCUCAGCAACCCUACCAGGCCCCCCACAGAACCCAAAUUCAGUACAUUCCCUAGAAAGUUCUGGCAGCCCGAGCCCAAUGAGGUCACCACAAAGCCCUCAAAGGCCGAGUUCAGUAACUUUCCAAAGAAGCCCCCAAACCCUGAGUUCAGAGAGCCCCAGCAGCCUCAGAUGCCCCACCCCAACUUUCCACAACCUGACUUCAGUGCCUUUCCAAAAAAGACCCCAUCACCUCAGCUGAGUAACCUCCCCAAAAAGUCCCUGCAGCCUGAGACUGGUGAUCUCACCAGGACGUCCUCAGAACCCGAUGUCUGUGUGUUCCCCAAGAGGCCACGGCAAUCUGAAUUUAAAGCACUUUCUAAGCCUCUGCAGCCCAAGCUGGGUAGCCUCCCCAGGACAUCCUCAGAGCCUGAGGUCAGCCUACACCCCAGGAAGUUUCUACAACCUGAGAGCCAGGGGACCCCCCACAAGUUCUCACAACCCGAGCCCAGUGCCCUGCCCAAGAAGCCCCUGCAGGUGGAAUUCUUUAGGGAUCCUUCUAGAAAGCCCCUACUGCCUGGCUUCGUUUCAGAGAGUUCACUGCCCACUGCUGUUGAGGGCUCCAGCACCAGAUUCCCACUUAGCCCGGGGUUUAGAGCCAGGCAACAGAGGUCAGGAGUUCUCACUCACAGUGGAGUGACAAGGCCGGGCCUCAAACCCGGCCACCCACCCCGGCAGAGGCCUCUGCCUCCAGUCAGCAGCCUGGGACCCCCUCCAGCCAAACCCCCACUGCCACCUGGCCUCAAGGAUAUCCAGAAGUUUCAGAUACCUUCAGCAGCAGCCACAGCUUUGUGGAAGACCCGCUCUUCUGCUGGAACUCACUUCCAGGCCCGACAGCCUAAGGCUAUUCCGAAGGACCCGGAGAUCUACGAGCUGUAUGAUGAUGUGGAGCUGAUAAACUCCAGCCUCAGCCCCGAAGGCAAAGAUGAAGUACCAUCUAUCCAGCAACCUCCCAGAAAGGCAGCACAAGACACUGAACUCAGGAAGGAGAAGGCCCCUCAGCCACAGCAGUUGCUGCCUAUGGACCCUAAGGCCCGGAAGCAAAUCCGGAAGGUGGAGAAAGCUGAGAGGGAGUUCCGGAAGAAGUUCAAGUUUGAGGGGGAGAUCGUGAUUCAGACAAGGAUGAUGAUCGACCCCAAUGCCAAGACGCGUCGAGGUGGGGGAAAGCACCUGGGGAUCAGACGCGGAGAGAUCCUGGAGGUGAUCGAGUUCACCAACAAGGAGGAGAUGCUGUGCAGGGACACCAAGGGCAAGUAUGGCUACGUGCCCAGAACAGCAUUGCUGCCCUUAGAAACGGAGGUGUAUGAUGACGUUGGCUUCUUGAGUAUGUAGAUGUUCUGGGCAGGCUGGAGAGGACCACAGUGCCUUGGGACGGGGUAAGCCCCCACCCUUCUCCCCAGGAGCUGCUUAUGAGGGGGUCACUGGAAGUCACCCUUCCUCCUCUGCAGACCCUCUAGAAAGCCACCCAUUCCCCCAAGGACAAUAUGGCCCACAGGUGUGGGGACUAGGACAACUCACCACCAGCUCAACCAUCCACUAACCCAGGAAUCCUGGAUCCCAGCUUGGAGGUCACAGAACUGCCAAGGUUCACACCUGACCACGUCGUGGACCACAUAAAGCCCUUCUUUAAAGUGAUCACCGCUUCUUGUCUUUCCUGACUGGCACACACACUGUAGAGCCAUGAU